AUGAGGACCGACGGUGUCAAAGUGCGAGACACUGACCAGUUCGUCUCUAGGCCUGCAAAGUGGUCGAAGUCCAUUUCGGUUAGAGCGAGCGCGCUGGCCCCCACAGCGCUGAGCAAUGUACCAAAUGAAUCAGAGACGCCGACCACGUACUCUUCAAUACAGCAUCUGGGGCGCGGCAGCAAGUCCGUACGCUCUUCUCAUCGGGUGUACAUGAAGUAA
This is a messenger RNA of Baudoinia panamericana UAMH 10762, 219 nucleotides long. RefSeq lists its product as uncharacterized. The transcript has a single exon. The coding region runs from base 1 to 219 and encodes 72 amino acids. The record is from RefSeq and is a predicted model, not a curated record. Lineage: Eukaryota; Fungi; Ascomycota; Dothideomycetes; Mycosphaerellales; Teratosphaeriaceae.